AUGUCUGAACACUUCAGGGUUAUCGAAGACAUGGAAGACGAAGAUAUGAUGGAGGACGGACCACCGGACGAUCUCUAUUUUCAUCCUGAACCAGGGAGAGAGUCUCUGUCUGGAGACGAGCAGUGGGUCCCAGGUAGUAGAAAACCUUAUCAGCCAGAUCCGUUAUUCUAUGACGCACUAUCGGAACGUUCGAGCAAUACUCCUCUUCGAGAACGUUCAGAAGAGCCCGACUUGCUUGAUACACCUCGACCAAACCGAAUUCUAGGGCAUGGCGAGGAACCAAAUCAACUUAUGCCGUUGUCGCCUACCAAGCGAAUGAAGCGUACACGGAGUACCUUGCCUGGGCCUGACUUUGAAGACAGAGUUGAAGCAGCUUCAGUGGAGGUGUCACCGACGGAUAGCAGCGGUCAACUUGAAACAUUGCCCACUGUUCAAAGCCUUGUUGAAGCCUCGGCCGGUCCUUCAUCUGACGAUCCAAUGCCACACCGGGAUCAGCUAGUGGAUCCCAGGAUUUCUCAUAAUAAACGGCGUCGCAAGCCUCUAAAGGUGCCCCAAGAGACGAAAAUCAUCAUUUCUAAUGAGAAGUUAAGGAAGCAGGUUCGCACUUUGCAGCAUGUCGUGCAAACUACAGAAGCAGGAGAAGUAUUGAAAGUAAGACAAGAGAAGGCCAUUCUGCAAUUGGGUCUUCAGAAAGCCACCACUCUAAUAUCUUCACAAGCGGACCGCACUGCCGAUGUCUCUUCGGAACGAGACGAUUUCGAGGUGAAGUAUAACACUGCAGAAGUAGGUCCGAUUUCGUUGUUUGCCAUACACAUAUUCAUCUUGCAUGCGCCACAAAAGAGUGAACGAGAGGCUGUCGAAUCAGAGCUAACAGCGGUCUGCAACAACGUACAAAAUCUACUUGCCGAAACUGGAUCAAAGGACCAAAUUAUAUUCGAUCUUAAUGCCACUGUAACAUCAAAGACCGAAGAAAUUUCCAAGCUAAACGAGAUGGUGCAAGCAAAGGAUAAAGAUCUCUCCGAUCUACGUGCCGCUCUCGACUCCAAGGAUGUUGAACUGCGCAAACUUAAAUCUGAUAUGGACUCAGCUGAAGCUCACAAGAAGCAAUCAGAGGUUGUUAUCUCAGACCUUCGGAAAGUCGAGGAACAAUUACAAGAAGCAAAUCGUCAAAUACAACUGCUGAAGGACACGAUGGAAGCGAACAUUGCAUAUAAAAAUGAGCUUGAUCAAAUGCGCUAUAAUCUGGAGUCCGACCGACAAAUCUUUCAGGAAGAUUUACUGACGCACCUCGAUGUGUUAGAAAAACACAGAAUCUCUGAAGAACGACUGGAGUCGCUGACCGAAGAGGCAAAAAAGGCGAUCGAAACUUCUAAAGAAGAAAUUUCCAAAGCUAAAACCAUGGAGGAGAAGGCUUCCGCAGCUAUGCUUAAAGCAGAUCGAAAUUUGAAAGUCGCAUCCCAAGAUUUGGAGCAAGCCAGGAAAUUACGCAGUACUUCCGAGGAAAUGAAGACUACCACCGAGACUUUGAAGGCGGAGGUUCUUACCGAAAAAGCGUCUGUCGAACUUUUGAAACGUUCAGCCAAGGAUUCGCUAGAGCAGGCAAAGCGAUUGAAAGAAGAUGCCUCUACAGAGAUGAAAAAGGCGAACCGAUUGAGGGAACAUUACACCAAUAGUAUAAAAAAUCUUGACCGACUGAUUGAAGAAGCAAGCAACGAAGUGGAAAACGCCCACAAUAAUUGUUCUGGAUUCCAGAGAGCCAGUCAGGAAGCCUCGGCACAGAUUGCAGAGUUGAAAGCAAAAUUAAAGAUCGCCGAAAUCAAGCUCCAAGCAAUGGCCGUCCCCGUCGACGCAAGUAAGGGCAAAGAUAAGGCGCCUACCACCACCGCACCAACGAACGUGGCCUCUGUCAAUACCGGUCAGGAUAAAGAAAUGCAAUCCUCCAAUAUACCAACAACAGCUGUGGACCACGUCAAUUCCGGUAAGGGUAAAGAAAAGGCAUCCACCAGCACAGCAACGGUUGUGGACGAUCAUGAUUCGAGUAUCCCAAACAGAACUGAUGGCCGCAAGGCGGAUCAUGACACACAAAGAAUGGUAGAGGAACAGUCACAAAUACGCCAAAGUUGGCUCUCAAAGUUCAAAUCUAUCAAACCUUCAGUGAUUUUUGGCCGUGCAAACGCCCAAGCUGGUUCGAGCGGUACACAACCAGGUGACGAGGAUGAGGAUGAUCCUAUGGCUAGGUGGAAUGCAAAAAUAUCCCAGGAUGAUAACGGUGAGAAUGUCAAUCGCCUUAACUCCACUCACAGGGUUAAUCAAAAGGGUACUUUGAAAGGUAAAGCCAAGCAUUCGACCAUUGCGCCCGAUUUCCCUGUGGGCAGUGGGAAGGAGUUGCAAAUUGAGGAGAAUGAGGACCAGGAGAUGUUGGACACGCUGCCCGCAGAAGGUGGCGGUGAUGAUGGGGAUGGAGAUGGAGAUGGAGAUGACGAGAAUGAUCAAGAAGAAGAGGGUGAAGAGGAGGAUAAAGAAAUUGAAGAGGAGGUUAACGAAGACGAAGAAGAAAGAGCAGUAACCAAUAUCCUCACCAGGACAGGUUCUGCCUCUACACUUGGAGGCCAAUACUCGAGAGAUGCCUCGCGAUCGUUUGUGAUGGGGGGCAAGAACGGUUCAAAAAGGGAAAAAAUUGAUUUAGAGAAGGACAAUAAAGAAGUCCGAAAACAAUAUUUUGCCCUCGUUCGCAGCGUUGUGAAUGACAAAUUUGGCGUAGAACGAGACCCGGAGUUUGUCAAUCACAUACCACCAAGUCCCGGUGACAUUAUGCAAUUCGAAACCACGAAGCGCCCAGAAGAUGGCCCCAAGAUAGCAGAUCUCCGCAUUGACAUGAAGGGCGAAAUAUCCAGCGAUUGGAACAAAGAACUCGUAUCUAUACUGGUUACAUUUGCGACCAACAGAAAGGUCUCACAAUUCCCUGACCUUCCUCAUCGGCCCCAAGACUACCUAGCUCAAAUGUUCUUUCAAACGCUGGAGCGCGCAAGGACCUUUUGGAGAGAUAACCAGCCUCAGGCUACCGAUCUGGGAAAAAUAGAAACCAGCGCCAAAAGGGAAGCAAGAGUGGAGGCAAAAAGGAAAAAAGAGGAAAAAAGGAAUCGAAAGAAUAGUAGAUGUUCAAUUAAAUAUUCCGAGCGUUUGUUCACAGUGAAAAGAAUGAUCGCAGAAAGUGAGAAAAGGGACGACACCGCAAUGUUUAACCUAUGGAGUCGUUUGCUAUCACUUCUCGAGGCCCUAGAGGAAGAUGGAAUGAGCUCGGAGGACUCUGAAGCUGACGAUGAUGGGGAUACCGUAUAUCAUGUCAGGCAGAUGCCGUAUCGUCGCAGCGUUGACAAGCAUAUGGCAAUCAUCGACGCUGAAACAAAGCGUUAUAAACGCACCAUUGCUACUCAAGGCUCGAACAAAUCACGAAGAAUCAGAGGGGAAGAUAUAUUUUCGCUUCGCAGACCUUUCGUCGGGAAACCGAGACCACUUUAUGCACCACCUUGGUUAAAACAGCAGACCCGAACGACUAUCAACAGUCUGAAAAUUCCAGAAAAACAUCCAUUCAAAUUUUUCGAGAUCAAGGUGCCGGACCCGAGUGCAUGA
Messenger RNA from Psilocybe cubensis, 3630 nucleotides. RefSeq lists its product as uncharacterized. The transcript is spliced from 12 exons. The record is from RefSeq and is a predicted model, not a curated record. NCBI's taxonomy places the organism in Eukaryota, Fungi, Basidiomycota, Agaricomycetes, Agaricales, Agrocybaceae. The coding region runs from base 1 to 3630 and encodes 1209 amino acids.